AUGGAAACACAAAAUUGCAAAAUCUGCGAAACUAAACGAUCCAAGUACGUGUGCCCCCGAUGCAACAUUCCGUACUGUUCCGUGGCCUGCUACAAAUCGCAACGGCACUUGGAAUGUUCCGAAGGGUUUUAUCGCGAGAACGUUGUGCAAGAACUGGCACUCCGAAAAGCGGAAGGCGCUGUCGAUCAAUCGACCCAAAGUAUGAUGGCGAUACUGCACCGCGUGGCACAGGCAGACGGUGGCGCGGCGAUGGGCAAUGAUGAGACGUCGGACCCCGAAGAAGGCAACGAUGGUGAAUCCGAUGGGUUGCUGGAUUCCGACGACGAAGAGGAAGCACCGGAUCUGGCCGUGCGGCUAGCCGGAAUCAAUCUGGACGAUGCGACCAAUGUUUGGGAGCACCUGACGAGCGCGGAAAAGGAAGAGUUUGAGCGAAUGAUGGAAAACGGAGAAAUCAUGUCGAUCGUACCCGAACCCGACGUGUGGUGGACGAAAGCCUACAAGGUGGACCUCGUUCAACCGUCCGCAGCUCCGGAGCGGUCGCAGCAGGAACAGCAGCUUCUGUCGGCCUGCCCGCCGGUGUGGGGCAAAAUUGCCAAUUUCAACGCGCUGCUCCCAACGGAACCGUCUCCGGUGGUGCGUUUCAAUGUGGCCAAUGUGCUGGCCGGUUACUGUUUCGUGUACACCUAUUUUUACGCCGAUCUACACACCCAUCCGCUGGAGACGAUCAACUGUCUUUGGGGUGUGUGUCUGAACUUGAAAAGCAACACAAACUUUGACACGGAACCGAUGGCGAUCGAAUCCGUCGUUAGUGAGUGUCGCAGCGAACGGUUGCCGGUUCACCCAAAGACGGCCCCGGCACUAAAAGCGCACAUUCGAACGCUCUUCGAGGGGCCGCGCGGUUGUGGGAGAAAGUACAAAAAGCUCUUCCUUCUUGCCGCACUGUCCGACGUUAGGAGCCUACUGUGUGAGGCCCGGCAACAGUUGAAACAAUCAGAAAGCCCCAACGAUACGGCUGAAUGUGUGGAAGGACGGUCCGCGAACGAUGGCAUAAAACACAGCGUCAGCUUGACCGCGCUUCGAGGAUGCGAAAAAAAGAUUGACUUCUACCUGGCGUACGCCAAAUCGGAUUAUGUGUGAAUGUGAAAGCCUCGUGCACGUUUUGUUACCAAAUAUAUAAUACUUCACUUUUUAUUCUCA
Anopheles cruzii is the source of this 1197-nucleotide messenger RNA. Its product is annotated as zinc finger HIT domain-containing protein 2. The record is from RefSeq and is a predicted model, not a curated record. The transcript has 2 exons. NCBI's taxonomy places the organism in Eukaryota, Metazoa, Arthropoda, Insecta, Diptera, Culicidae. The coding region runs from base 1 to 1137 and encodes 378 amino acids.